AUGGCACCUCAUAAUGCACCCAGUAAGGAAAAGAGGAGACAAACUCAAAAGAAAAAGGAUCCAUUAUUGAGAUGUAAUCUGGGUCACGCAGGAGGUAAGCCGCAAGGGUUUCCCACACCUCCCUCGGCGGGAUGCGGGAAAGCCAAAAACCUUCAGGAGGAGGAAACCGAGGAACCCAAGGGAAACCCCUCCCACUGUAACAAGCCCCACGCUGAGGGUGCCAACACCCAUGUGGGGUCAAACAGAGACCAAGCCUCCCCCCAGCUCAACUCCUCCCCAGCCCCGGGAUCAUCCAUGGCAGGACCCGGGGCCGAGCGGUCCUCCAAACCACCUGCCUCUGGAGAAAAGGCAGAGUCCACCGGAAAAGCAGGGAAGAAGGGGGCCUGCUGGCAUGACCCGAAAGCUUCGGCAGGAGGAACAGACUCGAAUGCCUCCACCACCAAUCCGGAAGGGGCUGUCCCCGAAGCCGCCAGAGUCUCAGCACCAAGAAAGCCCUGCCCUGACUCCGAAACCCUCAUAUGCUUGGGAGCCGGGAGCAGGUGGGGAAGUGGAAAGGAUGAACCACAGCAGGAAAAGGACAAUAGGGCAUGGACGAAACCAAAGUCCAGGCGAUUAACACCCCCAAGUCCGGGUCCCUAUAACCAAAUGGGGCAUCUGGAAAGGCAGCAUGGCAGAGGCAAAGAUGGUGAGUGUAACCCUGAGACAUGGGGGGACAGAGCAACCUUCAAACUCGCACGAAGCAAGAUGGGACUCAAAGGACAUAUCCAUUGA
Procambarus clarkii (red swamp crayfish) is the source of this 771-nucleotide messenger RNA. The record is from RefSeq and is a predicted model, not a curated record. Lineage: Eukaryota; Metazoa; Arthropoda; Malacostraca; Decapoda; Cambaridae.